AUGUCUGACUCGAAGCUCUUAAUCUACUUGGUCAGAAGAGACCUCCGCGUGUCUGAUAACCCCAUCCUCCACUCUCUCACAACCAACAAGGACCAUGGUUUCACCCACCUCCUCCCUCUGUAUGUAUUCAAUGCCCAGCAGCUAGAGACCUCUGGCUUCAUGAAGGAGGGUGCAGGAGUUAAGAGCCCAUACCGUGAAGCACGCAGUCAAGUUGGCGGAUUCUGGCGCUGUGGUCCACAUCGAGCCAAGUUCUUAGCAGAGUGUGUUUGGGACUUGAAGACCGGACUAGAGAAGGUUGACAGUGGCCUCUGUGUUCGCGUUGGUCUUGCUGACAAAGUCAUCAACGAGUUCUUGACCGAGUCGGACUUGAAAGUUGGAGCAGUGUGGAUGGUCGCAGAGGAAGGAGUCGAGGAAAAUCGUGAGGAGAGAGCAGUCAGGAGCGCCUGCGGAGAAGCAGACGUUGAGUUCAAGCUCUUCAACGAUGAAAAGUAUCUCAUCGAUGACCGAGACUUGCCCCUGGAUAACAUCGAAGAACUUUCCGACAUCUUCACCACCUACCGCAAGACUGUCGAACCUCUGCGCAACCAUCCUCGAGCUGUUCUGCCUACUCCUGAAAAGGGCUCGCUGCCGAAAUACCCAUCCGAGUCUUCGAUUCCAAACCAGUACUCCCCUUUCACAAUCCCAACCACCCUCGACGGUAUCAAGAAUGCCCUCCUCAAACCUCUCAAUGCCCAAGACUUGAUCAAGGAUCCGCCAACAUACCCUGAAGGAGCCAAAUCUGCCCAUCCCUUCGAAGGUGGCGAAUCACAUGCACUAGCCCGCCUCAACCACCUCAUCACCAGCGGCAGCAUCACCACCUACCACAUUACCCGCAACGGCCUCUUCGGCGAAGACUUCUCCACAAAGCUCUCCGCCUACCUAGCCCUAGGCUGCAUCACAUCCCGCCAAAUCCACUCCUCCCUCCUCGCAUUCGAAGACGGCACAAACCCAGAAUACGCGUCCAUCGAAGGCUACGGCCAAGGCGAGCCCGAAAAGGGCGGCACAUACAGCAUCCGCUUCGAGCUCCUCUGGCGCGACUACAUGCGUCUCUGCACCCGCAAAUUCGGCCCCAAGCUCUUCAACCUGUCCGGCUUCAAAGCAGAAGACGACCAACGCUGGCGUACACCUUCUCAACCGCGCAGCGCCUCAUCCCAAGAGAUCAAAGAGCAGAUCGAGCGCUUCCUCAAUGGUACUACAGGCAUGGGUCUCAUUGACGCCUCGCUCAGGGAACUGUACCACACGGGCUACACCUCUAACCGCGCUCGUCAGAACGUCGCGAGUUUCCUGGCCAAGCACCUCAAGCUCGAUUGGCGCAUCGGCGCAGAGUGGUACGAGAGUAUGCUCGUUGACUACGACCUGUCGUCCAACUGGGGUAACUGGCAGUACUUAGCAGGCGUAGGCAAUGAUCCUCGCGGCGAAGCACGGAUCUUUAAUCCGGUGAAGCAGUCGUUUGACUAUGAUGCGCAGGGCGAGUACGUCAAGAUGUGGGUUGAGGAGACGAGGGCGCUGAGCGAGCCGAGCGAGAUCUUUCAGCCGUGGACGGUGGCGGAGGAGAGGAGGGGGGAGUUGGGAUUGGAGGGGUUGGUGGGGGUGGAGAGGCCGUUGUUGAGGAUUGAUUUUACGGUUAAUAGGCGGGGAAGACAUCCUGGACGUCAGAGGGGCGAGAGGGGUCAGGGUGAUAGGAAUGAUAGGGGUGGAAGAGGGGGUGCGAAUGAAGGCCCUAGAGGCGGUGGUGGCUUUGGAGAUGGAAGAGGUGGUCGAGGUGGUGAGUAUCGGGGUGGUUAUGGUGGCCGUGGAUAUGGGUCCUCGAGAGGCUACUUUAGAGGCUUCUAUGGUGGUCGAGGUGGCAGAGAUGAGAGGAGAAUGGGGAUGAUGGAUCGAGAGAUUCGGACUAUGGAGUACGCGCAGGCUCAGUAUCAAUGA
Molecule: messenger RNA, 1962 nt
Organism: Mollisia scopiformis
Lineage: Eukaryota; Fungi; Ascomycota; Leotiomycetes; Helotiales; Mollisiaceae
Product: cryptochrome
Exons: 2
Coding region: 1-1962 (653 amino acids)
Biological process (GO): photoreactive repair
Molecular function (GO): deoxyribodipyrimidine photo-lyase activity; damaged DNA binding; FAD binding
Source: RefSeq, a predicted model, not a curated record